Molecule: messenger RNA, 1321 nt
Organism: Mobula hypostoma (lesser devil ray)
Lineage: Eukaryota; Metazoa; Chordata; Chondrichthyes; Myliobatiformes; Myliobatidae
Gene: akr1a1b
Product: aldo-keto reductase family 1, member A1b (aldehyde reductase)
Exons: 10
Coding region: 133-1113 (326 amino acids)
Biological process (GO): aldehyde catabolic process
Cellular component (GO): cytosol
Molecular function (GO): aldose reductase (NADPH) activity
Source: RefSeq, a predicted model, not a curated record
GAAGGGUGAGGAUCUGGAAGCUCAACGUUGUUUCAGAUUUCCAGCAUCUGCAGAUUUCUUUCGUUUGCAGAGUAUAUAGUGUAUGCGUCUCCAAAAUGAUUUGCGUGGUUUUCUUUACCAACUAAUGUUAAAAUGUCUACUUCUGAUUAUGUUCUGCUCAAUACUGGACAAAAGAUGCCUCUCAUUGGGCUGGGGACAUGGAAAAGUAGACCUGAUGAGGUAAAAACAGCUAUCCUGAAUGCAUUAAAGAGUGGUUAUCGUCAUGUGGACUGUGCUACAGUGUACAAUAAUGAAGCUGAAAUUGGAGACCUCUUUAAAGAAGUAGUUGGCGUUGACAAGAUUGUGAAACGUGAAGAACUUUUUGUAACCUCCAAGCUGUGGAAUAAUAAGCAUCAUCCUGAAGAUGUGGAAGCUGCUUGUCGCAAAUCUUUGGAAGACCUGAAGCUCACUUACCUGGAUUUAUACUUGAUCCAUUGGCCUUAUGCCUUUCAAAAAGGUGACAACCCCUUCCCAGUGAAUCCUGAUGGAACAAUACAGUAUGAUUAUAUUGAUUAUAAGGAAACUUGGAAAGCUAUGGAGAAAUUAGUAGAAAAGGGCUUGGUGAAAGCUAUUGGCCUCUCAAACUUCAACAGUCGACAGAUAGAUGAUGUUUUUGCUGCAGCUACUAUCAAGCCAUCAGUGCUGCAGGUAGAGUGUCAUCCAUACUUGGCUCAGAAUGAACUGAUUGGGCAUUGCCAGAAACUUGGAUUGAAAGUGACUGCCUAUAGUCCACUUGGUUCCUUUAAUCGUACGUGGAAAGACACAGAUGAACCAGUGUUACUUGAAGAUUCUGGUAUUAAAGCAAUAGCCAAUAAGCAUGGAAAAUCACCCGCUCAAGUGCUGCUUAGGUGGCAGGUACAGCGUGGGGUAGUAGCCAUUCCCAAGAGUGUCAAUGCAGAACGAAUUGCACAGAACCUGCAGGUGUUUGAUUUCACACUGACUGAAGAUGAAAUGAAAAUAAUUGGAAGUCUCAAUAGAAACUGCCGGUAUAUUGUUCCAAAGUUGAAGGUUGAUGACAAAUUUGUGCCAAGAGAUGCACUGCAUCCACAUUACCCUUUCCACGAUCCAUAUUAGUGAUGCCCUUCCAUGAUCCAUAUUAGUGAUGGUGGGAUGAGCCAUUGCUGCCUCAGUAUUUGUUGUAUCGUUUGGUAAACCAAUUCUGCUCAUAAAAUUGAAUGUGUUGGCAUUAUAUAGAAGGAACAUGUAGUCACUCUUUAAGAUAUUCGUCUGCCAGUAAUUCAUUCAAAAAUUUAAAUGUUUGGAAAUAAAAUCAACUCCUGUA